Molecule: messenger RNA, 942 nt
Organism: Schistosoma rodhaini
Lineage: Eukaryota; Metazoa; Platyhelminthes; Trematoda; Strigeidida; Schistosomatidae
Source: the annotation of a GenBank genome assembly
AUGAUUAUUUCUUAUAGUGAUGGAAGUGGUCGACCGCUUGAUCGAUUUUUAGCUCGUGAUGCUUCUUCAUUUAGUGUACGAUUAAGACGUUGUAGUCCAGAACCAAAAUGGAUUAUGGAAGUUGUAGAAUCUUGUAAACUACCUAAACCAGUACGUAUAGCGUUUUGCCUUGUUCCUGGUGUUAUUGAAGUAGACAAUCAGGGUCAACAGCGUGUUGUACCAAUGAAUUCAUUAAAAAGAGAUUCAUUAGCUGCUAAUGAUGUGUUAUUAAUACGUAAAGUUAUGGAACAUGUAUUUCAACGUUUAUAUAAACUAGCGGAUACAUUAACAAUGAAUGGUACGUUAUCUAGUCCACCAUCACCUAGAUCUGCAAGACAAACUGAUGAAACUGGUCAAGUUGUUCCACCUAAAUCACCAUCUUAUUGUGAUACAACUUCUAAUCCUCAAACACCUGUAAUGGCACCAUUAAAUCUUCCACCUGAAACAUUACAAAUUGAUUUAGCUAGAAUAAUAGCGACAGCUUCAUCAAAUAAUCCACAGCCUGAGAAUAUUAUCGAAAUAUGGUGUGGUGAUCAGUGUCUUGAUCCUAACAUGAAUUUACGCAGUGCUCGUCAUUUCUAUUGGAAACAGUCAGGUGAUUUGGUGUUAAGUUAUUUAGUCACCAAGGAAAAUAGUACUGGGAACAAUAAUGCUACUAUUAAUACCAUUAAUAGUAAUAAUAAUAAUAAUUCCAUUUCAUCAUACCUAACCAACAGUUUACAUAGUCCCACAACUGUUGCUUCUUCCAUUACUGCUAGUAGUCCUUCUGCCAACAUAAGGAGAGAAGAUAAUGUCAACACUUUCAAUGGGAACGGAACAGAUGGUAACAGUGGGAAGAAUGAGCAUCGGGAAACCACUAGUGUGGCAUCGUCAUCAUCUUCAUCAAUGAGUAUUCACAAUUGA